UUACAAUUUAUUUUAGGUCUCCUGUACUUGAAUUAUGGAGGUACUGUAAUAGUUUGUCCGACCCAAUUACAGUACUGCCUACAUGGUUCAUCUUGUCACAAUGAUCCUAUUGAUACCAUGACAAUUAGCGACUAUUUACAAUAUUUAAACUACACAUCAACGGAGUACAACUAUACAACAUCAGAUGGUUACGUCAACAAAAUCACGUAUGUGUACAAAGGCAAUGUCGCACCAAAAAAGAACAUUGUUCUUUUACUUGGACUUUUUAUGACACGUUGGUCCUUUGUGGAUAAUGGUCAAAACUCAGUUGCCCGUCCAUUGCUGGAGGCAAAUUAUGGUGUUCUACUUCCUUGCUUUAGAGGCUGUGAAGACGAUUGCAAAUAUAAUUUAAAUUUUGCGGAACACACCAAACGGUUUUAUAAUUUUAGUAUGGAUGACAUAGCAGAUAACGAUGUGAAAGCCAUCCUCGAAAAGACCUAUGAAAUUACUAAAAACAAAUUUGUAGUUCUAGGCUACUCCAUGGGUGGUGGAGUGUCUUCUAUGUUCUUGUCCCGAAAUAUCGAUUACCAAAAAAAUAUCAUCGGUCUAGUGUACAUCUCUCCCGCCAUAUACUUGCAUGAUUCGUCUUUACAGGCUGUUUCUUCGCUGUAUGUCUUUGGAAAGGCCAUAUUGGAAACAUUUACCACUUGUGAAAUUCGCUUUUCAUUUGUAAAAAUGUUCUCAUCCAACUGUGUGAUCAUGGCUGCCAAGGAAUACGGAGGACAAUUAAUCUUUGGGCCAACGACUUUAGAAAAUUGGAAUACUCUAUCCAUAACUCAAGCAUUAAAUUGGGGAAGCACAAGUUGUAACGUUAUCUCACAAUUUAAACAAAUUAUGUUGAGUAAUGUAUUUGGUAGAUUGAAAAAAGACAUAUUUUCACCUGAUGAUCCCUACCUUUUAUCUAAUAUAAAGCUGCCUGUUGUCUUCUUCACUUCUUUAAAUGAUCGUUUGAUACCUUCGAAUGCUCAAAAAAAGGCUUAUGGUGAAUUUCCGAAAAAAUGUGGUCUUUAUUACUUGGAAGGGUACAAUCAUGUUGGCCAGAUCAAUGCAGAGAACACUCCAACCGAAUUCCAUCCCCGGUUUAUGAAAAAAGUCAAUCAAAUCUUUGAUGAAAUCUGCGAUGCUUCAGAUUCCGAUUAUAAUCCUUAAUAUAUAUAAAAAAUAAAAUAUUUAUUUAUGACUUGGAUAUGAGUAA
Molecule: messenger RNA, 1234 nt
Organism: Aethina tumida (small hive beetle)
Lineage: Eukaryota; Metazoa; Arthropoda; Insecta; Coleoptera; Nitidulidae
Product: tear acid lipase-like protein
Exons: 7
Coding region: 118-1188 (356 amino acids)
Source: RefSeq, a predicted model, not a curated record